Strongyloides ratti is the source of this 543-nucleotide messenger RNA. RefSeq lists its product as hypothetical. The transcript has 3 exons. Bases 1 to 543 code for a protein of 180 amino acids. NCBI's taxonomy places the organism in Eukaryota, Metazoa, Nematoda, Chromadorea, Rhabditida, Strongyloididae. The record is from RefSeq and is a predicted model, not a curated record.
AUGGAGAAUAAAUGUAAAUGUAUAAUUAGAAGGUCGAAUAAUAAAGGAGAAAAAAUGGAAGUCAUUUCAAACAAUAAUGAGAAAGGAAAAAAAGAGGAUGAAAAUAAUUUAGAAGAAAAAAAUACUGAAAAAAGUCAUGAUGAGGAUGAGUCUUCCUUAAAUGGUGAAAAAAAGAAUGAUGAGAAAAAAGAUACGAUAAAUAAGAGUAAUGGAGUAAAAGAGAAUAGUAUUAAUGAAGAAGAAGAAAAAAAGGAAAAAAAUGAUGAGGAGAAAAAAAAUGAGGAUGUUAAUAAAUUAACUGAAGUUUCCGAAGAUAGCCAAUCAAAUGGAGAUGUAGAAAAAAAUAAAUGUGUUAAGGGAGUUAAACGUUGUGCAGAAACUUGUGAAGAAGAAAAUGAUGAUUUAAAAUCUAAAAAAACUAAGAAAAAAGAAAAUGAUGAUGAAGGAAAAGUUUCAAAUGAUAUUCCAAAAAAUAUUGGUAAUGAUGCUUUGACACGAGGUUUAGAAGUUGUAAACAAUACUGUAAACUCAUUAAAGGAAUAA